Messenger RNA from Thermothelomyces thermophilus ATCC 42464, 1457 nucleotides. RefSeq lists its product as uncharacterized. The record is from RefSeq and is a predicted model, not a curated record. NCBI's taxonomy places the organism in Eukaryota, Fungi, Ascomycota, Sordariomycetes, Sordariales, Chaetomiaceae. Gene Ontology annotation, biological process: DNA repair; DNA-templated DNA replication. Gene Ontology annotation, cellular component: Ctf18 RFC-like complex; Rad17 RFC-like complex; Elg1 RFC-like complex. The transcript is spliced from 3 exons. Gene Ontology annotation, molecular function: ATP hydrolysis activity; DNA clamp loader activity; ATP binding. Bases 108 to 1178 code for a protein of 356 amino acids.
CUACAACGCGCUUUAACGCGUCGCGACUCCUUAACCUUCCAAGCCAGCCUCUGACGACAAGACAUCCACCUCGCGAUCGCCCGCUUUAUCUCAACACAUCAGUCACAAUGCCGGCAGUAAGGGCAGAAGAAAAGGGCGAAUCGUCCACCGCCCCCCACAAGGCUCUCACAGCGGAUAACAACGCAAAUCCGACCUACGAGCUGCCAUGGGUGGAAAAAUACAGACCGGUUUUUCUCGACGACAUUGUUGGAAACACGGAGACGGUUGAGCGGUUAAAGAUCAUUGCUCGCGACGGCAACAUGCCGCACCUCAUCAUUUCGGGCAUGCCCGGCAUCGGCAAGACGACCAGUGUCCUCUGUCUGGCCAGGCAAUUACUAGGCGACGCGUACAAGGAAGCCGUGUUGGAGCUAAACGCCAGCGACGAGAGAGGCAUCGAGGUCGUCCGGCAACGAAUCAAGGGCUUCGCCCAGAAGAAAGUCACGCUGCCGCAGGGGCGGCACAAGAUUGUGAUCCUCGACGAGGCCGACAGCAUGACCUCCGGCGCGCAGCAAGCCCUCCGGCGAACAAUGGAGAUCUACUCCAACACGACCCGCUUCGCCUUCGCCUGCAACCAGUCCAACAAGAUCAUCGAGCCGCUCCAGUCCCGGUGUGCCAUCCUGCGGUACGCCAAGCUGACGGACGCGCAGGUGGUCAAGCGGCUGCUGCAGAUCAUCGAGGCCGAGAAGGUCGAGUACAGCGACGACGGGCUGGCGGCGCUCGUCUUCACCGCCGAGGGCGACAUGCGGCAGGCCAUCAACAACCUGCAGUCGACCCACGCCGGGUUCGGCUUCGUGUCCGGCGACAACGUGUUCAAGGUGGUCGACUCGCCGCACCCGAUCAAGGUGCAGGCCAUGCUCAAGGCGUGCUACGAGGGCAACAUCGACUCGGCCCUCGACACGCUGCGCGAGCUCUGGGACCUGGGCUACUCGAGCCACGACAUCAUCAGCACCAUGUUCAAGGUGACCAAGACGAUACCGACCCUGAGCGAGCACGCCAAGCUCGAGUUCAUCAAGGAGAUUGGCUUCACGCACAUGAAGAUCCUCGAGGGCGUCCAGACACUGCUACAGCUGAGCGGAUGUGUGGCGAGGCUGUGCAAGCUGAACAUGGACCCCAAGAAGUUUGAGCUACCGAAGAAGUGACGAGAUAGCUGAAAGAAACCAAGAGAUACCCAAGUUAUGCUGAAUUUGUGAACAUGGCAAAUGACGCGGUAUAUACACACACACACACACACACACACACACAUAUAUAUAUAUAUAUAUACACUUAUUAAUCGUGGGACACCUAGCACCGCCCUUUCCGAUCUCCUCUCCUUCUUUCUUUACUCGUCGUCGUCGUCGUCGUCCUUCCCAUACUCCUUCUCAAACCUCUCCCAAUAAGCCUGCUCCAUCUGGAUCCGUCGCUGUGCUCUCAUCCGGGCC